This is a messenger RNA of Chionomys nivalis (European snow vole), 1410 nucleotides long. It is a transcript of the gene Bbs5, whose product is annotated as Bardet-Biedl syndrome 5. NCBI's taxonomy places the organism in Eukaryota, Metazoa, Chordata, Mammalia, Rodentia, Cricetidae. The transcript is spliced from 12 exons. Gene Ontology annotation, cellular component: ciliary basal body; BBSome. The record is from RefSeq and is a predicted model, not a curated record. Gene Ontology annotation, biological process: intracellular transport; cilium assembly. The coding region runs from base 67 to 1092 and encodes 341 amino acids. Gene Ontology annotation, molecular function: phosphatidylinositol-3-phosphate binding.
CCUGGAACCCACAAGACGCCGCAGAACCUCCGCAGUGGACAGCGUCGGCGGGGAACCUCGGUCGCCAUGUCUGUGCUGGACGUGUUGUGGGAGGACCGCGACGUGCGCUUCGACGUGUCCUCGCAACAGAUGAAAACAAGACCCGGAGAAGUCCUUAUUGACUGUUUAGAUUCGAUUGAAGACACAAAAGGAAAUAAUGGGGAUAGAGGUAGACUCUUAGUAACAAACUUAAGAAUCAUCUGGCAUUCCUUGGCAUUACCCAGAGUCAAUCUUUCUAUUGGUUACAACUGCAUAUUGAAUAUUACAACAAGAACUACUAACUCCAAACUACGAGGCCAAACUGAAGCUCUUUAUAUGCUGACAAAAUGUAACGCCACCCGAUUUGAAUUUAUUUUCACAAAUCUGGUUCCUGGAAGCCCUAGACUUUUUACUUCUGUGAUCGCUGUGCACAGAGCAUAUGAGACAUCUAAAAUGUACCGUGACUUUAAACUGAGAAGUGCAGUCAUUCAAAACAAGCAACUGAGGUUGUUACCACAAGAGCACGUGUACGAUAAGAUCAACGGCGUUUGGAAUUUAUCCAGCGACCAGGGAAAUUUGGGGACGUUUUUUAUUACCAAUGUGAGGAUUGUGUGGCAUGCAAACAUGAACGACAGUUUUAAUGUCAGCAUACCAUAUCUGCAGAUUCGUUCAAUAAAGAUUAGAGAUUCAAAAUUUGGUUUGGCUCUUGUCAUAGAAAGCUCUCAGCAGAGUGGAGGAUAUGUUCUUGGCUUUAAAAUAGAUCCUCUGGAAAAACUACAUGAAUCAGUUAAGGAGAUCAACUCACUUCACAAAGUCUAUUCUGCCAGCCCGAUAUUUGGAGUGAAUUAUGAAAUGGAAGAAAAGCCACAGCCACUUGAAGCUCUGACAGUUGAACAGAUUCCAGAUGAUGUGGAGAUAGACUCUGAUGAUCACACGGAUGCUUUUGUGGCUUAUUUUGCUGAUGGAAAUAAGCAACAAGACCGUGAACCUGUAUUUUCAGAAGAACUGGGGCUUGCAAUAGAGAAACUGAAGGAUGGAUUCACACUGCAGGGACUUUGGGAAGUAAUGAGUUGAGCUUGAGUUGAACUGGAUUUCUAUUUAAAUAUGUCUCAAGAUUAAAAGAUACCACUUGCCUGCUCUAGGCAUGGAAUAGUUUUUAUAUUUAUAGCUUUUAUAUUUUAUAUUUUAUGAAAAGUUUUUAAUAAUUAAGGAAAAACUCCUGGAUUUUAGAAAACUGCCAGUUUUCUAAAAAAAAAAAAUAUUCAAAAUUGUAAUUGAAAUGUACCUGGAUUGUAAAUGUUUAUAUUGUACCUAAUGCUUGUAAAAUAGCAAUUUACAGAUAUUAAGUGACUAUAUCAUGUUGGAUUUAAUAAAGUUUUUUAUUUAGUACCA